AUAUAUAUAUAGUACUUAAGGGUGGCUCAAAAUCAAAGCAUGCAGAUGAUGAGAGCUGUGGAGGUUCCAGAUUGAAGAAACAUCAUUGAGUGCAGCGUUGAUGAAUUGAAAUCCUUUCGAAAUUUCAUCAGCGCUGCACCCAAUUAUGUUUCUAUCCAAUUUUGGCAAAGUACUGGCUGGCUUCUCUCGUCUUCUUCUUUCUUUUAGGCCUUUUUCUUGUUGCGCAGCACAUUUCAAAGGGCCAGGAUCAGCAGCCUGCAGCCCUUUCAGAAGAACGCAAAAUCAAAACAACAAACCCGGUUCGCGUCAUUCAACCUCAACCAAAGUGAACCGGUGUCUGCGCUCUACAUCGUCAGAUUUCAGAUCCCAGAGGAAAAGUGAACCGGUUCGCGUCCUCAUAAACGGCACAGUCACUCCGGUGACUCUAUUCGCCGACGGAGUUCUCCGGUGGUCGGAGAGAGGUCAACGGAGCUUGAUCGUGGAUAAGGAGGUCCUCGGGUUCGCAGCGGAAGGUCCAAAGAUCAGUAACAGAGCCUUAGUGGAAGACGGAGAUGAAAUCUGCUGCGUCGCGAGCAGAGGAGAUGUGGUGAGGAAAGACUUGGUCUUCAAGCCUCUCUCUGAAAACCCGCACAGGUUCUGGUGCCAGAAGCUCCGCGAACACAUCGAUUCUUCUCUGGCUAUAACUGGCAUGCAGGAUUUGAAAAUUAUGCAUAUGAGUUUCAAGAUUGGGCCUAGUCUACGUCAAAACGGCUCCAAUGACGAGCAAAGCUUUUGCAGACCAUACACCUUGAGAGCUUCAACAAUUACACGCAUCAAGUUGAAUAUUCUCAAUAAACAACAUUUUGAGUGCAUUCAUCAUGCAUAGGACAUUCAAUUCA
Prunus avium (sweet cherry) is the source of this 878-nucleotide messenger RNA. The record is from RefSeq and is a predicted model, not a curated record. Lineage: Eukaryota; Viridiplantae; Streptophyta; Magnoliopsida; Rosales; Rosaceae.